Conger conger (European conger) is the source of this 2602-nucleotide messenger RNA. RefSeq names its product dehydrogenase/reductase SDR family member 13-like. NCBI's taxonomy places the organism in Eukaryota, Metazoa, Chordata, Actinopteri, Anguilliformes, Congridae. The transcript is spliced from 5 exons. Bases 381 to 1349 code for a protein of 322 amino acids. The record is from RefSeq and is a predicted model, not a curated record.
UUUACGCACUAACUAGUCCACAAGUUUGCGCGCAGGUUACCAAGCCGGUAUUAACCCUGUUUAUGAUCUUUGCCUCAUAUCUUGUUUGCAUUAGACGCCACGUACAUUUGUCGGGCAUAGGUUAGUGGUUUGCUCUGCAAGCACGAUCGAGCUCACGGCCAAUGGUGACGGAGAAACGCAACUCUAAUGAAACUGAGAAGCCUUGCAGUUAUAAAUCUGUUUAGGGUUUCGACAAUUUCUUACCAUAUUGUUUAUGUAUACGGUGAACAGGGAGUUUUCUUAACAUUCAGAGUGAGUGAAUAAUAAAGAUCGCAGUAUAUUUUACUGACUUAAUAACUUACAGGUUGGCUUCUCGUCUCCACAGCUGUGUGCGAGCUAGCAUGUAUACCGGUCUUCUUAUCGCAGGAGGAGUUGUAGCGAUUUAUUUAAUCGUGUACAAUACUUUCAUUAAACAACGAAGGUGUAAGAGCUCGGCUAAAUUGCACGGGAAGACUGAUCGUAACUGUUUUGUCUAUCACUCAGGGGCCAACACAGGCAUUGGGAAAGCAGCAGCCCUGGACUUGGCCAAAAGAGGGGCGAGGGUCAUCCUGGCCUGCCGAAAUCAGCAGAGAGCAGAAGCUGCUGUCUGUGACAUUAAGAGGGAAAGUGGGAAUGAUGAGGUGGUGUACAUGAAUCUGGACCUGGGGAGCCUGCAGUCUGUGCGCUCCUUCACUGAGACCUUCCUAAAGACAGAACCAAGACUGGACCUGCUCAUCAACAAUGCAGGUAUCUUCCUGCAAGGAAAGACAGAGGAUGGCUUUGGUAUGAUCUUUGGUGUCAAUCACCUUGGUCACUUCCUGUUAACUCUUUUGCUGUUGGAGCGUCUGAAGGAGUCUGGCUCAAGCAGAGUGGUAAAUGUGUCCUCCAGAGCUCACAUUUAUGGAUCCAUUGAUUUCAACUGCCUGAGCACCCACAAAGAGCUUGGUGUGGGAGACACUGCCUUUCAGAUCUUUCAAUUGUACAGCCACAGCAAGCUGUGCAAUGUGCUCUUUACUCAUGAGUUGGCCAAGAGACUGCAAGGAACCAGUGUCACCUGCUACAGCCUGCAUCCAGGAGGGGUCAGAACGGAUAUAGCUCGUUACACUCGUAUAUGGUGGAAGAUCCUCCUCAUUCCAGUAGCCUUGCUGUUCUGCGUAGAUGCAGAUUCUGGAGCCCAGACCACUCUGCACUGUGCCCUCCAGGAGGGCAUUGAGCCGCUGAGUGGGUGUUACUUCUCCAACUCUGCCGUGGCGGAUCUUCUCCCCAAGGCCAAGGAUGAUGCAGUGGCCAGAAAGCUGUGGGAAGUGAGUGAGAGACUGAGCGGCCUGUAGCGUAGUGGUUAAGGUGAAUGACUGGGACACGCAAGGUCGGUGGUUCUAAUCCCAGUGUAGCCACAAUAAGAUCCGCACAGCCGUUGGGCCCUUGAGCAAGGCCCUUAACCCUGCAUUGCUCCAGGGGAGGAUCGUCUCCUGCUUAAUCAACUGCCAAUAAUAUAAUGUAAUGUAAUGUAAUGAGCGGACUGUGCUGAAAGAACAUCAGCACCUGCCUUUCUGCACUCCUGAAAAACACGAACAAAAAUUAUUUUGUGCCCAUGAGUGCUUCAUGAUAGUUUGGGAAUAUCAUUUUAUAUGAAGUCCCUGGGCCAGGGGUCUACAACCACCCAGGACCCAGAGAGUUGCAGGUGGAUGGUGUAGCAAAAACUGAAGUAAAAGUGAAACUAGUCAUUGAAAUAACUACUUAAGUAGCAAAGAAUAAUAAAGUUAUCUUAUGAAAAAACUACUUGAAUAGUAAGUUACUUCAUAGGAUUUAAAGGGGCAUUAAAGGAGCUUAUGUUUCCACUUACUCGGAGUACUGUCCAGAUAGUUUCAUAGAGAUACAGUCCCCUCCAUAAGUAUUGGAACAGCAAAGCCAAUUCCUUUGUUUUUACAGUACACUGAAUACAUUUGUGGUUGAGAUAAAAAGAUGAACACGAGACAAGAGUUCAGAAUUUCAGCUUUCAUUUCCUGGUAUUUACACAAAGAUGUGUUGAACUACUUAGAACAUAGCACCGUUGGUAUCAGACCACCCAAUUUUUAGGUGAGCAAAUGGGAACAGAGAGUAUUUCAGUAAAUAAAAGGCUAAAACGAGUAGACACUCUAUUUAUUGUUUAACCGAUCAAUCUAACCCACCUUCAAGCGCAAACUGAAGACCUCUUCAAGCAUCACCUCUCCCCGUCCCUCCCUACCUCCCUGUGAACCUUAAUUGUUGUCUUUGUGAUUUACUUUGUGUAUUGGUAUUUGUAGUAUGCUAGGUAAGCAGUGUUUGGAUAGUUAAGUUUGGUCACUUUUGCUUUGUUUGUUUAUUUGUUUGUAAAAAAUAAAAAAAUAAAAAAUUAUAAUUCAAAUAGGCCCUGGUCCUUAUCUUUGUUGUACAGGUAGCAGUUGAAAUUGUACUUCCCUCUAGGGUCCUUCAGCGCACUUAUCCCUGGUUAUGGGUAUGCACUUUGUUGUACGUCGCUCUGGAUAAGAGCAUCUGCCAAAUGCCAUGAAUGUGAUGUAAUGUAACAGGACACAUCUGGGCAACAAGAAACACCUGUCAGUCAUGU